AUGACUGCAUUUGAUUUGAGGAACCAGAGCAUGCAGUGUACAGAGCCUGAGACAGACUAUAUCACCCCUCAGAUGAAAUCAAGGGAUCAGAUGUUUGUCUUUAUUGAUGGUAGAUGGGUGAAUGAGAUCUACUGCCAGCCACCCUGUCCUUCCCACCGGAAACUCUUAAGCAAGAAGGUACAGAAUGAGUGGAGCAUCUGGGAGGAGAACAGAGCACUCUGGCAGGAAAACCAAGUCCUCCGCAUAAAAACCAAGAUGCUCUGGGAAGAAAACAAAGCUCUACAAUGUCUCCAGUCGCAGAACAAAGCUGUCCAGGUUAUUUACACUGAUGCUAUUCAGCAAAGCCUCCAGAACAAAAACAAGCCAUUUCCAUGCUUCCAAGAGAGGAACACAGGCUUUUGGUUCAGCCCAGGCAAUAAAGCUCUCCAAGCAGUCCAGGAAAAGAAUAAAGUCUUUGAAGAUUUCCAGCAGAAGAAUAAAGCCAUCCCUGUUACCUGGAAAGACCGAAAAGCCAUCACAGUCCAUAAAGAGAGCAACGAUGCCCCCUCAGAUCUUCAGAAGGACACUGAUACCAUCACAGCUGUGGAAAAAGGUGGCACUGGUCCAGUCUCCCAGCAGAAACAUGAAGGUAAAAAGAAGAGCACUACUCCAACCCAGAGUAAGACCAAGUCUACCACAACUACACCGGCUGAGCAUGAAAUCGUCCGGGUUAUCCAAGACCUAUGCGAGCUCCUCCACAACUUCCUGAAAAUUAACCAUCUCCCUGGGGAGAAACAAGGCUGUCACAAUCCCUAUAACAUGGAUGGAUCCUUCCAGGAAGAUUACAAUAAAUUGAAGUUGCAGCUAAAUGCUGUGAAAAGCACUGUGUCAGACAUUAGGGCUCAAAUGGAAAUGCUGGAAAAGGAGAUCAUUGCCAUCACUUCCCCAAUGUAUGAAGAAGCAGGACAGAAGCUGUCAACUAAGUAUCAGCCUGGGGACACAUGA
This is a messenger RNA of Empidonax traillii (willow flycatcher), 984 nucleotides long. It is a transcript of the gene CBY2, whose product is annotated as spermatid associated. The record is from RefSeq and is a predicted model, not a curated record. Bases 1 to 984 code for a protein of 327 amino acids. The transcript has a single exon. NCBI's taxonomy places the organism in Eukaryota, Metazoa, Chordata, Aves, Passeriformes, Tyrannidae.